Molecule: messenger RNA, 4755 nt
Organism: Limulus polyphemus (Atlantic horseshoe crab)
Lineage: Eukaryota; Metazoa; Arthropoda; Merostomata; Xiphosura; Limulidae
Product: probable cation-transporting ATPase 13A3
Exons: 31
Coding region: 312-3689 (1125 amino acids)
Biological process (GO): intracellular calcium ion homeostasis
Cellular component (GO): membrane
Molecular function (GO): ATP binding; ATPase-coupled monoatomic cation transmembrane transporter activity; ATP hydrolysis activity
Source: RefSeq, a predicted model, not a curated record
GACCUCGACAUGUACCAUACAGAAAACUAAACACAGUUGAUGGAAGUUCUGUUAGUACGAUUGAUGAUGGGACUGAUGAACAAAGAGAUAUAUUUGGAUACCAACAAAGUAUACAGAAGAAAUUAUUUUUCUGGCUUAUUACUAUUUUAACCGUGGGGUUAACUUGCCUAGUAGUGAAAUGGCGGCCAGAGUGGAGAAUCUGGUGGACUUGUGUAGCUUGUGGAUUGGAUGUUGCUGAUACAGUGAUACUGAAGGAUAGUCAUGGACAUGUAAGUGUUGAGAAAGUGGAAAUUCAACCUGUUCAAGGAACCAUGCCUACAGAACUAGUCUCUAUCAGUAGUCAGCAGAGUGUAGGAAACCAACAAACUGAAACUGUUUUCUUAAAUUUGAAUAAAGCUGCUUGUUUUCGGUACUUCAUUCAUCGCUGUGUGAAAUAUGUUUGGGAUCAAAAUAAGAAAGGGUUCAAAAGGCUUAGAGGUUUUGAUGAAGGCUUAUCUUGUGGUGAUUUUCAUGAAAAAUUUCAUGGAUACUCUACCGCUCGUCAAAGAGAACUAAGAGAGUUUUAUGGAGAAAAUACCAUUGAUAUUGAAGUAAAGUCUUACUGGAGAUUAUUUAUUGAAGAAAUACUCAAUCCUUUCUAUAUUUUUCAAAUCGCCAGCAUGACACUCUGGAGUCUGGACAGUUACUAUUACUAUGCUUCCUGUAUUCUUAUUAUCUCCAUUAUAUCAAUUACUGUAUCAUUAUAUGAAACCAAAAAGCAACGAAUCACUCUCCGCAACAUGGUAGCACAUUCCAAUGCCGUUACAGUGACUGUCUGUCGACAGAAUGGAAGUUUGGAAGACAUACCUGCCUCACAACUUGUGCCUGGAGAUUUGAUUGUAAUACCUCCCAAUGGUUGUUUGAUGGCUUGUGAUGCUGUCCUUGUAGCUGGUAACUGCAUUGUUAAUGAGAGUAUGUUAACAGGUGAAAGUGUACCUGAAACCAAGACUCCAGUUUCUAGGCAGGAAGACAAUGAAGUUUACAGUCCACAGAACCAUAAACGUCACACAUUAUUUUGUGGAACUCAUGUCAUACAAAGCAGGUACUAUGGGCAUGACCAGGUCCUGGGUGUUGUAAUUAGGACAGGAUUUUUGACAGCUAAGGGUGAACUAGUGAGGUCAAUCCUUUUCCCCAAACCCCUGGGUUUCAAGUUCUACCAAGACUCCAUGAAAUUUAUCCUGGUUCUCUUCUGUAUUUCAGCUAUUGGCAUGGCAUACUCUUUAUACCUCUAUAUUCACAGACAUGCAUCAGUUUCGAAAGCUAUUCUUAGGGUGUUGGACAUUGUUACUAUAGUAGUGCCUCCAGCCUUACCAGCAGCCAUGACAGUUGGAACAGUUUAUGCCCAAAAUAGACUUAAAAAAAGUGGUAUUUUCUGUAUCAGCCCUCCAAGGAUCAACAUUGGAGGAAAACUAAAGUUGAUCUGUUUUGACAAGACUGGAACUUUGACUGAAGAAGGAUUAGAUCUUUGGGGAGUAAUUGAAGCAAAGAGUGGAAGGUUUCAGAAUUUAAUCCAUGACCCUACUCAUCUGUCAGUAGAAAAUAAACUUUUAGCAACGAUGGCUACAUGUCACUCCUUAACCAUGAUAGAAGGAGAGUUGACUGGUGACCCUUUGGACCUUAAAAUGUUUGCAGCGACUAAGUGGGAAUUUGAUGAGCCUGGUUAUGAAACAACCCGGUACGAUAUGCUCAUGCCAACAGUUGUGCAUCCCCCAGUUCAUCAACUAAAACUAGAGCACUCUUCAACAUCUCUUCAGCCAAACUCUUGUGUUUGUUCAUUAUCUGCACAGCUUUUUACAGAACCAGGGAAAGAUACUAGUCGAUAUGAUACUCUGACUCCGAUUAUGGUUAAACCAGUGCAACAUGAAAUGUAUGAUUCCGCAGUUGAAACCAAGGUUCCUUAUGAAAUAGGUAUUGUUCGACAGUUUCCAUUUUCCUCAAGUGCACAAAGAAUGGGUGUAAUAUGUAGAACAUUAGGAAAGCCCCACAUGGACCUAUAUGUCAAAGGUGCCCCAGAGAAAAUAGCUUCUCUUUGUUUAAAGCAGACCUUACCAGAAAACUUCAGUAGUCUACUGCAAGAUUAUACACUUCAGGGUUUCCGUGUUAUUGCUCUUGCCUGGCGGAAACUUGACAGAAAGUUGACAUGGCAUCAUGCUCAGCGAGUUAAAAGGGACCAAAUCGAAUUUGAUUUGACAUUCCUUGGUCUCCUUGUGAUGCAGAACACACUGAAGCCAGAAACUACUCCUGUAAUAGAAGUGCUUCAACAAGCCAAGAUCCGCACAGUGAUGGUAACAGGUGACAAUAUCUUGACAGCUGUUAGUGUAGCUAGAGAUUGUGGAUUGAUACCUCGAUCAGACAAUAUCAUUCUUGUAAGUGGUUUGCCACCUGAUGAUGUAAACCGUGCCUGUAUUGAUUGGCAGUAUGCAGAAUCUCCUCAUAUUGAUCUUGAAGAAGAAGAUGAGCCAAGUGUACCAGUAUCUCAUCAGCAAAAGCUGAAUAUCAAUGAAGAAAAUAAAGGAGAUCAAACUUUCCAUUUUGCCAUUGAUGGAAGGUCCUUUGCUGUGGUUCGACAGUAUUUCCCAGAGGUAUUCUUGAGGUUAAUUGUGAGAGGUACUGUAUUUGCCAGAAUGGCUCCUGACCAGAAAGCUCAGCUAGUUGAAUCCCUUCAAGACAUUGGGUACAUUGUCAGUAUGUGUGGUGAUGGGGCCAAUGACUGUGGGGCUUUAAAAGCUGCUGAUGUUGGAAUCUCAUUGUCUGAAGCUGAAGCAUCGGUUGCUGCUCCUUUCACAUCCAAGAUUCCCAACAUAGAGUGUGUACCCAUUGUUAUCAGGGAGGGGCGCUGUGCUUUGGUAACAUCAUUCUCAAUGUUCAGAUUUAUUGCUCUCUACAGCCUCAUUCAGUUCUUCUCUGUACUCAUCUUGUAUAAUAGAUUUAGUAACCUCUCUGAUUUCAUGUUUUUAUACAUCGACCUUGGAAUUAUCACAACCUUGGCCAUUGUUAUGAGCUACACAGCGGCCUAUGAAAAGCUAGUGGCUAAGCGACCUCAGGGAAGUAUGGUCAGCUUGUCUAACAUUAUCUCGUUGGUGUUACAGAUAUUACUUGUUGGGGGAAUUCAGCUGGCAGCUCUUAUGCUGCUGGAAUAUCAACAUUGGUAUAAGAGAGUCUCAUUUGGGCCACAAGAAGAAACUUUAAUGUGUUGGGAAUCGACCACUAUUUUUCUUAUUUCUUCUUUCCAAUAUCUGAUUGUGGCUGUUGUCUUUUCCAAAGGGCCACCAUAUCGAAAGUCAUUAUUUUCUAAUUUCUAUUUUAUGGGAGCUCUGUUUCUGCUGACAGGAUUUACACUACUUCUUCUGUUUAGUCCUUUUAAGAAGUUAAAUGCCUUUUUUAAGUUGGUACUAUGGAAUCCUCACGAGAAGCUCAAGUUUCGUCUCAUGCUGCUUGUUCUUGCUGUUGGAAACUUUAUCCUUUGUUUUAUUGCUCAGGUUUGUAUAGCUGAAAGUCAGUGGCUUAAGAAGGUGACCAGACUAAUCAAACAGAAAAAGGAACCAAAGAAUAGAUAUCGAUUAGUGGAGAAGGAACUGGAGAGCUUACCUGAUUGGCCAGUAAUAAAUGAAAAACUAUAUGCUUCAGAUUAUUCUGUGGUUUUUCAUUGAUUAUUGAAAUUCUUAGAGCAGACUUAUUAUUAGAUAACAUUUAACAAUUAAAUAAAAAUCGUGUGUUUUGUUUGAUUUUGAAAAUAUGGCACUUAUUUUACACAGAUUUUAUUUUACAUUUUUAGUCAAAAAUACUUCAAUUUGUAUAUUGCAACAAGGGUUCUUUGUAUCCUGUUUUUUGAAUUAGCAUUUUAUUUUGUUGCAGUAUCUCAUAAAACCACUAGUAUCAUGAUGAAGGCUUGUUUGUAUUUUUAAAAAAAGCAUAUCUGUUUUUUUGCUUGUUAAAACUUGAGACUUGUACAAGGGGCAAAAUUUUAGUUUGAUUAAUGUAACUGAAACUUCAUUAUAUUUCAAGUUAGAAAGUACUUUUGUAAAUGAACAUUAAUGCAAGAUGACAAACAUUAGUACAGUUUUCGUGUGUUUGUGUGGUGUGUGUGGCCAUCAAUUUUCAAUCUUAAAUUUAAUGAUUCAAAAUCACUGGAAAAUUCUGAAACCACAGCAGCAAAUUAUGAAUAGAAUUACUUUGACAUUAUUAUACACAAGUUUAAUCACAAAAAAAUUUAUUUGAUUAUUAUAAUGUAUUUUUUAUACAUCAGGUAAUAUUGAGAUUUUGUUGUUAUUGCUCAGUUCUGUAAAGGCCACGGUAUUGUUUAAUAUUUAUUCUAAAGCUAUAUUUAAUUGGCUCAGUAAUGUAUUUCAGUUUUAUAUAUAUAAUUUUAAGACUGGUGUAUCUGUAUAGAACUAGACCUCAACCUUGUUUUAGAGUUUAUAUUAUAUUUAAACCACAUACACACAAAUGUAGAAACUGAAUUUGCUCUCACAACUAAGAAAUGGGUUCAAGUUAUUGUUUUAUUUUUGUUGCAAUUGAGUCAUAUAUAUCUGUUUAUAUAUUUAAGUUUCUCCUAGUUAAAAGUUCAUUAUGACUUUAUACAGUUUGGUGAUUGAUAAUAUUCCUCUGUAUACUUAAAAUUGAUUAAACCUGCUGUAAGUACUACAUCUAUUUAACAUUCCUGUGAUUUUGUCCACUGGAUACGACUUAUUUUUCAUAGAUAUAGUAUGUAUUUAA